Molecule: messenger RNA, 1431 nt
Organism: Laccaria bicolor S238N-H82
Lineage: Eukaryota; Fungi; Basidiomycota; Agaricomycetes; Agaricales; Hydnangiaceae
Exons: 16
Coding region: 1-1431 (476 amino acids)
Biological process (GO): adenylate cyclase-activating G protein-coupled receptor signaling pathway
Cellular component (GO): heterotrimeric G-protein complex
Molecular function (GO): GTPase activity; G-protein beta/gamma-subunit complex binding; guanyl nucleotide binding
Source: RefSeq, a predicted model, not a curated record
AUGCCAGCUAGAACGCUGCCUAAUUUUGAAGACGACCCUCUCACCAAUGCCAUCAAGCCGCCGCCAGAUGAAACACCUAAAGAACGACAGCGCCGAUUGCGUUCAGAGCAAGCCGCGAAGGCCGUCUCCGAUUCAAUUGACAAGGAGUUGGAAUCACAACGCGCAUCCGAGAGGAAUGGGCAGAAGCCGGUCAAGAUUCUUCUGCUUGGUCAAAGCGAAUCAGGCAAAUCGACCACUUUGAAAAAUUUUCAGCUGCUUUACGAACCAAAGGCCUUUCGCACGGAAAGAGCGUCGUGGCGGGCAGUAAUCCAACUCAACGUCGUUCGCUCAAUCCACUUGAUUUUCGACGCUAUCUCAAAGGCAGAGAAAACCUCAUCUGGAUCCCAGGAUUUUGUAGUAGACCUGAUAGCUUCCCCCGAGCUUUUGAAGCUCAAAUUACGUUUAGCCCCCCUCCUUCAAGUCGAAGAGACCCUCAUUCGCCGUCUCACGCCGGCUGGAUCUAGUGAAACGGAGGCAACCUUACGAAUCGGGAGAGAUAUGUCGUACUCCGAACGCACGAAAAACUACAUGAAGGAGGUCACUAUCAACUCCGCUGUGCAAUGGAAAGGGUCGUUUGGACGCAGGGACGUAGGGCGCAGUAGCUUCGAUGCAGACAAGGCUAUGAAUUGGGAGGAUGCUGAUGACCCCGGUCGCAUCCUACACGCUUGUUCCGAAGAUAUGAUACGACUAUGGGAAGACCCAAUGACGAAGAAGUUCUUGGAGGCACAAAAACUUCGAGUCCGGGAGCUCGCCGGAUUCUUUUUGGAUGUUCUGGAACGAGUUACGGCUCCCCAAUACAUACCCACUGACGAUGACAUCCUGAAAGCGCGCUUGAAAACGUUAGGCGUCACUGAGCAUCGCUUUAUUCUUUCCGGGAAGAAUAACAUCAGCAGGGAUUGGCGCGUUUUUGACGUUGGAGGACAUAGAUCACAGCGAGCUGCAUGGGUCCCGUACUUCGAUGACAUGGAUGCUAUCAUCUUUCUUGCCCCAAUCAGUUGCUUCGAUCAAGUACUUGCGGAGGACCACAAAGUCAAUAGACUGGAAGACUCAGUCAAACUGUGGACGUCAAUCGUCUCGCACCCCCUUUUGAAGAACACCAACCUAGUCCUAUUUUUGAACAAGAUUGACAUACUGCAGUCGAAACUGGCUUCUGGGAUCAAAAUAGCCGAUUAUGUGGUGUCUUACGGAGACCGUCCUAAUGACUACGAACAUGCAUCGACCUAUCUGAGAAGAAAAUUCUCUGGUAUUCUGAAGGAGAAAUCGCCCCUUCCCCGCGUCUUUUAUUGCCAUUUCACGACGGUAACCGAUACGAAAUCUACGAAAUACAUCUUAUCCAAUCUUAAGGAUAUGCUUAUGAGGGACAAUCUCACCAAAACGAACCUUAUAGCCUGA